Calidris pugnax (ruff) is the source of this 3550-nucleotide messenger RNA. RefSeq names its product periphilin 1 (gene PPHLN1). Bases 266 to 1468 code for a protein of 400 amino acids. NCBI's taxonomy places the organism in Eukaryota, Metazoa, Chordata, Aves, Charadriiformes, Scolopacidae. Gene Ontology annotation, cellular component: nucleoplasm. The record is from RefSeq and is a predicted model, not a curated record. Gene Ontology annotation, biological process: negative regulation of gene expression, epigenetic; protein localization to heterochromatin; negative regulation of DNA-templated transcription. The transcript has 11 exons.
GGGCCGGCGGCGGGCGGUGGCCGGCGGGGAGCCGGUUGUUUCUCGUCCCCCUUCCUCAGAGCGAACGCCACGCUUCGUGGCGUCGGAGCCGAUGGCGCGGCCCGCGGGCUCCGGCACGGCGGCCCUGUGAGGCGGUCGGCGUUGCGGGGCGCGGGAAGGAGCGGAGCGGCGGCUGAAGCGUCCGUGAGGCUCGUCCCGGGAGAGGGGAACCCCCGGGGGUAAUUGAAUGGAUCUUCAGAAUCAGUGUUGCUGAAACUGACCAAAAAUGGCAUAUCGAAGAGAUGAAAUGUGGUCUGAAGGGCGAUAUGACUAUGACAGAGUUCCAAGAGAACGUCUCCCUCCAAGGAUUCAUCCUGACGUAACAACAAAAUUUCUGCAUUUUCAGAAAACUGGAAAUCGGAGAAAUUUGCACAGGGAUGAUUACCAUAGAGUAGUAAACAUUGUGCCCAAGAAACCACCACUGCUGGAGAGACCUGGGGAUGGGAAUUACAGUCGGUAUGAUGAUUACGGUCACGCUGAGUACAGAGACUAUGAAGAGGGUCGCAGUUUCUCCCAUGAGCGAAGAAGUGGCCCUCCACACCGAGGUGUACGUAAGGAUGAAUCAGGAUACAGAUGGUCAAGGGACGAUCAUCCGAUAAGUCGGCAGCCUGAGUACAGGGAGGUCAGAGAUGGCUUCAGAAGAAAAAGCUUCUAUCCUUCUCAUUAUAUGCGGGAGCGAUCCCCUCAUAAGAGGGACUCUCCUUUCUUCAGGGAAUCGCCGGGGAGCCGAAGGGAUUCUCCGCACAGCAGAUCUGGCUCUAGUGUCAGCAGCAGGAGCUACUCUCCUGAAAGAAGCAAAGCCUAUCCUUUCCACCAGUCCCAGCAUAGCAGAAGUAUGUCAUCUUUACAUAAAAGAAAUAUUUCUUCUCAGCAAGGUAAAGAGAGGACAUCAGUUCAGUCACUGAAAACAUCAAGAGAUGCAUCACCUUCAGGCUCCACAGCAGUACCCUCAUCAAAGGCCUUGGAUAAGAGCAACAGACUAUCAGAAAAGGAACUUGCAGAAGCUGCAAGCAAGUGGGCAGCUGAAAAGUUAGAGAAGGCUGAUGAAAGCAAUUUACCUGAAAUAACAGAGUAUGAUGCCGGAUCUUCGGCUCCGUUAUACAUCGAACAAACAGAGGAAGCAGAAACAAAUAUAACGGAUAGUACGGAAUUAUAUGAGGAUGGUCCACUUCUUGGCCGCUCAAAAGCAAUUGCAACUAAGACGAAGGAGAUUGAACAGGUCUACAGACAAGACUGUGAAACCUUUGGCAUGGUAGUGAAGAUGCUGAUUGAUAAAGAUCCGUCACUAGAGAAGUCCAUUCAGUUUGCCCUGAGGCAGAAUUUGCAUGAAAUAGGUGAGAGAUGCAUUGAAGAACUCAAAAAUUUCAUUGCUCAGUAUGAUGCUGCCCAUCAAGACCUAUCAGAAUCCUACAAGGAGGGCUCAUACUAAGGACAAGCGUGUGCUUUUAGAUCCUCUGCAUUGCCUAUGCCAUAAUACAUAAAUCUGCUCUGUUUUUUUGUUGCGGGGAAAGAGAAGAUCCUGCUGGAGAUUGGAACCCAAGGCCCGUGCUCCUUUGUAGUAGCUCAGGUGGCCGCAUCUGGCUCACUGUGGUCUCCCCAUUUGUAUUCUUCUACCUGUACUUGUUGGCGUAUAUUCCUUUGAAAGGAUGUUUCUUUUCAAAAAUGCUGUAAAGUGACAAGCUAUUUUUGAAACUUUUCCAUGGUUACCUAGGAAAAAAACGUUCAGGCUGAUGUACGUACACUUAUGUUUCGAUGUUUAUAAGUGUAACUUCAAAUACUUGUAUUUUUUAUUAAAAUAACAAGAAGCAGCUCUUCAUUCCUCAACUUAUGCAGAAAUAUGUCUUGUUUUCAUAUAUGCAAUAGGAAGGGAAGACUUGCAGAAAAUUGUUCGCAAUUUAAAAGAUUUAAAUUAUUUAUUCUAGUUUAAUUGUAAACUUCAGAUUCAUUCUGUAAAAUCCCACUAGGGGUUACCUCUAGUCCCUGACUACCAGAGCAACUCGAAAUGCUGUAUUUUUGCUCAAAAUGUAGGUUCUACAAAUGCCUUCUAAAUUGUGAUGUUUUCCAUAUCAUGAGUCAUUGCUAGUGAGCAGUAUUAUGUGGGAUUAAUUUCAUUUUUUGUUAAUAUUUGCAACUAAAUGAUUCCUUUGUUACGUUUUUAACUAUACCUUAACAGAGUGUAACUGCCGGCAGCCACUGAGCAGGGAAAGGUCCCUUCUCUUACUCUCUGCCUCUCUCCCCUUACCCCUUCCCACCACUUUUCAUCCAUCAGUUUUGAUAAUUAAGAGGCUGCGUGUAACCUUUACAUCCAACAUCAAGAAGGAGCUGGGAUUUUGAGGUGGCAAAGUGGGGCAAGGAAAGCAAGCAGGACUGGAUCUUUAUGAAAUCCAAGUUUCUUUGAAUUAGGUGUAACAUGAAAUUGAGCCCAAAGGCCCCAAAUUCAUCAUUGUUUCCAACCUUGGUGACAUUGCUGCAUAAUGUCAUUUUUGGACCUGACGGAGCGACUCAUAGUUGGGGAACAUAGUGGAGGAGAGCUGAGAAGCUGCCCGUGCUUCAUGAUUGCUUUUCAGAGAUGAAAGAUAUUUAGGACUCGUUGGCGGUAUCCUGACUAUUGGAUUGUGUACAGCUUUAUAUUUAAUUGUGAAUGUUUUUUACGAAUGUUUUAGGAAAGGGAUAAUUUGAGUCAUAACCACAAAGAGGUAAGUAUAGGCAUGAUUGUUUUGUAUACAUUUGCAUUUAGAAACAUGUGAAACUCUGCAAAAGGACUAUUGAGUAAAGCUUGCUGCUUCCAAAGUCCACAGUAUUUUGAAAUGAAAAGGUUGGUGCAUUCAAACCCCUUACCAAGAUUCUGCUUCUUCUCAGAUUCCAUCAGGAUGGUUUGCAGAAAACUAAAUGAAAUAGCCCUCAUUUUGCAUGUACAAGGCACUGUAUGUAUCGCAGCAUCUUACACAUGCAAAUAUGAACUAUGGUAUAUUAAAUAUGUGUUACAUCAGAUUCCUGAAAUGCCUGAUUAGUUCUAAUGUCAGUAGGGUGUGGUUUUGCAGUUGGCUUUUGUUGCUUCCUGAGAGUUCACGUUACUGGAAGGAGAUGACCUCCUGCUUACCUUGUUGGCUCCUGGGAUUGUGUGGGCUGCAGAGGGGGUGGGAAGCAGCUCAGGGAUGCUACAGGAUGCUAAUUUGGAGAGGGAGAGAGGGGGAGAGAGGGAGCCUGUUGUGGCAACCAGCAGCUAGACCUGACCCACCCCUUCUGGCAACAGCCUGUUUCACUGGGAUCAGUCAUGAAACCACGGGCAAAGGCUUCCCUGGGGCGCUACAGCGGUUCCCCACGCGCCCACGGGCCGAGGGCCUUCAGGCUGCCACAUCAGAGUUUCUGCUUCUGGGUUAGAAAUGCUAAUGAAAAUAAUACUGAGAUCAUGCUUAAUAUAUUUUUGAUUAAAAAUGUUCAUUGUAACUGUACAGUUUAUUAGGAAUUCUCCUUUGUUAGAAGACUGAUUAAAUUUGCUAUGAUAAAAGUA